ACAUGUGAUUGACGGUUGAGAGGGCGAGUUGUAGCGUACUCUCGAAGGCGAGGUAUCACCUCGCAGGAACCAACUCCCUCCUUCCUUCUUCCUCCCACCAAAUGCCAAUUCUCUGUGAAAGCUGAAAGCUCCAACAAUUCCAAACCCCCAUUGAAGAAAUUAUUCGACCAGGGACCCAAUUGGUUGUUUGGAAACUAAGUCGUGGUGAUACGUAGUCGUUCGGCUCAGAAAGAUGGUUUAUCACUCUAGUUUCGUUGACGAUGAAGAAAUUACUAAAGCUUGUGGAUGCCCUCUUUUACCUUUGAAAACCCACAUAAAGGGACCUGCCCCGGUUUCAGAGCAAGAUAGAACGGAUAUUGUUGAUGAAGCGAUUACAUUCUUUCGAGCUAAUGUUUUCUUUAGGAACUUUGAUAUUAAGAGCUCGGCCGAUAAGCUCCUCAUUUAUUUGACAUUUUAUAUCAAUGUGGCUUUGAAGCGGCUUGAGGGUUGCAGAACCUUGGCUGAAGGAACCAAGGCCAUUAUUAAUUUGGGACUUGAAAAAGUUCCUGUUCCUGGAGAGCCAAGUUUCCCUUUCCCGGGACUUUUUCCUCUUCCUCAGUCCCAGCGGGAAGCAGAAUUGCUGAGGAAUUAUUUGAAGCAGAUACGGGAGGAAGCAAGCGGGAGAUUAUUGAGCGUUGCUUAUAGACCGAAUGGGACUCCCAACAAGUGGUGGUUGGCGUUUGCUAAAAGGAAAUUUAUGAACGUCAUUGUUCCGUCAGCCUGAGUAGAAUAGCUGCUGUUGUGGAUUCUGAACAGGCAGCAGUGUAGUGAUGUUAAGCCACCAGAUUACCUUGCACAUCGGAGACACCUCUUUCCGAAACCUACAGUGUAUACUUUCUCUUCCUCUUUCGACAGAGCCCUGUAUACGAAUAAAACACCGAUUUUUCGACAGA
Malus domestica (apple) is the source of this 932-nucleotide messenger RNA. Its product is annotated as actin-related protein 2/3 complex subunit 3. Lineage: Eukaryota; Viridiplantae; Streptophyta; Magnoliopsida; Rosales; Rosaceae. The record is from RefSeq and is a predicted model, not a curated record. Gene Ontology annotation, cellular component: Arp2/3 protein complex; cytoskeleton. Gene Ontology annotation, molecular function: actin filament binding. Gene Ontology annotation, biological process: Arp2/3 complex-mediated actin nucleation; regulation of actin filament polymerization.